Trachemys scripta elegans is the source of this 1050-nucleotide messenger RNA. It is a transcript of the gene MOS, whose product is annotated as MOS proto-oncogene, serine/threonine kinase. Bases 1 to 1050 code for a protein of 349 amino acids. The transcript has a single exon. NCBI's taxonomy places the organism in Eukaryota, Metazoa, Chordata, Testudines, Emydidae. The record is from RefSeq and is a predicted model, not a curated record. Gene Ontology annotation, biological process: protein phosphorylation. Gene Ontology annotation, molecular function: ATP binding; protein kinase activity.
AUGCCAUCCCCUAUCCCUCUUAAUCAUCUCCUACCCCUGGAGUUUUCCCCCUCUGUGGACUUGCGGCCCUGCAGUAGCCCCUUAGUACUCCCUGGAAAAGGUGGAAAACUCUUCUUGGGGGGAACUCCUUCACCGAGGGCUCGUCGGCUGCCUCCACGCCUGGCCUGGUGCUCUAUAGACUGGGAACAAUUGUGCCUACUACAGCCCCUGGGCUCUGGGGGCUUUGGGUCUGUCUACAAGGCCACCUACCAUGGGGAGACAGUGGCUGUGAAACAGGUGAAGAAGUGCAGCAAGAACCGGCUGGCAUCACGGCAAAGUUUCUGGGCUGAGCUGAAUGUGGCCCGCCUACACCAUGACAAUGUGGUACGUGUUGUAGCUGCCAGCACAUGUGCCCCUGCCAGCCAAGACAGCCUGGGCACCAUAAUAAUGGAAUAUGUGGGCUGCACUACCCUGCACCAUGUCAUCUAUGGCACUGGCUGCCUGCAGGGAAAGGGAGAGGAUGAUGGGGGUGGCUGUGGCAGAGAACCUCUAAGCAUAGCGGAGUCCCUGGGUUAUUGCUCUGACAUUGUGACUGGCUUAGCUUUCCUCCACUCACAGUGCAUUGUGCACCUGGACCUGAAGCCUGCUAAUGUGUUCAUCACUGAGCACGGUGUGUGUAAGAUUGGAGACUUCGGGUGCUCCCAAAAGCUGGAGGAUCGUGUGUCUCCAGGUCCCCAGCUUUACCAGCAGGGGGGCACAUAUACCCACCGUGCCCCUGAGCUCCUGAAAGGGGAGCAGGUCACACCCAAAGCAGACAUCUACUCUUUUGCUAUCACCUUAUGGCAAAUGGUUACCCGAGAGCAGCCUUAUUUGGGUGAGCGCCAAUAUGUGCUCUAUGCUGUGGUGGCCUAUAACUUACGUCCGUCUCUGGCUGCUGCAGUCUUCUCCGAGUCAGCCUCGGGCCAAAGACUUGAGACUGUCAUUUGCAGCUGCUGGAGAUCUGAUGCAGAGGAGCGUCCCAGCGCACAACUGCUUCUUCAAAGCCUCCACUCCCUGCAGGAUAGACUGUAG